Molecule: messenger RNA, 3085 nt
Organism: Punica granatum (pomegranate)
Lineage: Eukaryota; Viridiplantae; Streptophyta; Magnoliopsida; Myrtales; Lythraceae
Source: RefSeq, a predicted model, not a curated record
UUGGAGAUUUAAAGCGAAAAAAAAAAUGCCAUUCUCCUUUCUCUACGGACAACAAGACGAAAAUGGAUCAGAACGUGUGGUGCUGUGCCAAUGAUCAUUGAUUGAUUCAUCCCCGAAAUUUUACGGCGACACUGCUACUGCUACUGCUUCUGCUUCUGCUCCCAAUUCCUCAGCUCAUCUGAGCCUCAAACCCACCAACUGCCAUGAGUCUCCAAAUCCGGCGGGGCCCCCUUCCGACACGCAGGAGCCGUGCCUGUCCCAGUUCUUGAUUUUUCCACAGCUGGGUCUAUUUAUUCCUUCGUUGCUUGAACUGGGUCUGUGCUGUUUCCAGGUGAGCUACUUGCGGUCAGUCUCCGAGCUAGCUCAUCAGCUGGUGCUGUCUGCUCGGCUCUAGCUCUCGGGAUUAUUAAACCGUUGAGAGUCGCUCCUUUUACUAUGGCUUCGAUUGGGUCUCUGCCUUUCACAAUAGAGGCGAAGGCGGCGGAGAGGUGUGUUUUCUUCCACGCCAAGAGCCAGCCCCGGCCCGGGUUUUUCCGGCCGAGGAGGUCCUUAAAUUUUGCUGCUCUAAGGGGUUUCGGCACCUCAAGGAAUGUCGAAGAUGAGAGCGGUAGGGUUUUGUCUUCCGGGCAGAGGAGACUGAGGGCCACGCUCGGGGGCUCGGUCGAGGGCGGGGACGGCGAUGAUGUGCCGUCGGAGGACGGGCUUCAGGCCACCAUCGAGAAGAGCAAGAAGGUCUUGGCAAUGCAGAGGGAACUCCUUAAUCAGAUCACUGCAAGAAGAAAACUCGUUUCGUCCAUAAGGAAUAGCACCACUGUGUCUGCAGAAGAUGAAAGUUCGGUCGGAGAGAAGGACAAAGCUUUUUCAAGUCCUGAAGUUGAUUCAACUAGCGAUGUCAGUGACAGAAAUGGUUCAGUUCCUAGCCUUGAAGAACAAAGCAAGAACAUCUUUUCAAGCGACAGAAGAGCUUCUAAUGCUUCAUCUGAGGCACCAGGAUCUGAACCUGCAACCAUAAACUGGAUUCAUGAUAUUGAUGAGGCAGUGCAUGAGGGGAAAUUCGAAUUCCCUUCCCAUGGCACUCCUUCUCCCGGGAGAUAUGAGCCUCCGACGGAAGAUGCUACUAGCUCAGAUUCGGUCAAGACUGAUAUUCUUCCACCCUUUGUCUCAAGUAUCCCUGAGAUAUCCAUUCCCAAAGACGAGAAGGAGGAGGAGUAUUCCAAGGAAGCCACCACACAGCUAGGUGCUGAUAAUGGUGAUAGUGAUACAAUGGUUGAAGAUGGAAAACCUCCUCCAUUAGCAGGAGCCAAUGUGAUGAAUGUUAUAUUGGUUGCUGCAGAAUGCGCACCAUGGAUUAAAACAGGUGGGCUUGGAGAUGUUGCCGGUUCUUUACCGAAAGCAUUGGCCCGUCGAGGUCAUCGGGUUAUGGUGGUGGUUCCACGGUAUGGUAACUAUACAGAACCACAAGAGACUGGAAUCAGGAAAUCAUACAGGGUUGAUGGCCAGGAUAUCGAAGUAACUUAUUUCCAGGCUUACAUUGAUGGUGUGGAUUUUGUUUUUAUUGACGCCCAUGUGUUUCGUCAUCUCGAAAAUAACAUAUAUGGGGGAAACCAGUUGGAUAUUCUGAAAAGGAUGGUAUUAUUUUGCAAGGCAGCUGUUGAGGUUCCAUGGCACGUGCCUUGCGGUGGUGUCUGCUACGGCGACGGAAAUUUGGUUUUCAUUGCGAAUGAUUGGCACACUGCAUUGUUGCCAGUCUAUCUUAAGGCCCAUUAUCGAGACAACAGUUUAAUGAAGUUCACUAGAUCAGUUCUUGUGAUUCACAACAUUGCUCACCAGGGAAGGGGCCCGGUGGAUGAUUUCUUCCGUGUGGACUUGCCCGAACACUACAUGGACCACUUCAAACUCUAUGAUCCAGUGGGGGGCGAACAUUUCAACAUUUUUGCGGCUGGUCUGAAGGCUGCAGACCGUAUAGUCACAGUGAGUCAUGGGUAUGCAUGGGAACUGAAAACCUCUGAGGGCGGCUGGGGUCUACACAACAUCAUCAACGAGAACGACUGGAAGCUGAGGGGGAUUGUCAACGGGAUUGACACGAGGGAGUGGAGUCCUGAGUUUGACAUCCACUUGACCUCUGAUGGCUACACAAACUACACACUAGAGACGCUGCAAACCGGCAAGCCUAAAUGCAAGGCGGCCCUGCAAAAGGAGCUUGAAUUGCCUCUCCGCGAAGAUGUCCCCGUGAUUGGAUUCAUUGGACGGCUUGAUAACCAGAAGGGUGUUGAUCUUAUCGCAGAGGCAAUCCCAUGGAUGAUGGGCCAAGAUGUACAGCUCAUAAUGCUUGGGACCGGCAGGGCCGACCUUGAGCAGAUGCUAAGGCAAUUCGAGACCCAGCACAGGGACAAGGUCCGGGGAUGGGUCGGAUUCUCAGUCAAGAUGGCCCAUAGGAUAACUGCCGGAGUGGACAUCCUGCUGAUGCCCUCGAGGUUUGAGCCUUGUGGGUUGAACCAGUUGUACGCAAUGAACUACGGGACGGUCCCUGUGGUCCAUGCAGUGGGCGGGCUGAGGGACACGGUCCAGCAAUUCAAUCCAUUCAAUGAGUCAGGACUUGGUUGGACCUUCGACAGUGCUGAGACCCAAAAGCUGAUCCACGCACUGGGAAACUGCCUCUUGACUUACCGGGAGUACAAGAAGAGCUGGGAGGGGCUUCAGAGGAGGGGGAUGAUGCAGGACCUAAGCUGGGAUCACGCUGCUCAGAUCUACGAAGAGGUGCUUGUUGCUGCCAAGUACCAGUGGUGAGCAUUUGGUUCAGCAUCUUGGAAGGUAGCUUAACUUGUUGGGCUAAUUCGGGUUAUUAGUGAACUUCAUAGUUGGGUAGAAGGAUGGCUGUAAAUCUCCCUAUUCAAGCUUUCUGGGAAUUUUACUGCAACUCUGCAGAGGUCGCUGCGUUCUAUCUUUCCCCUUGAUAGCAUGAGUUCAGUCUAGUGGAUCAUUGCUGAAAGUAACAUUGUAUAUCUUUCUGGGACACAGAGGAUGGAUUUCAGUUCUGUUGGUAAAUAUUACAGAUAAAGGCGGCAUUAGUGAUGAUUCCUCUCGA